Molecule: messenger RNA, 1208 nt
Organism: Zymoseptoria tritici IPO323
Lineage: Eukaryota; Fungi; Ascomycota; Dothideomycetes; Mycosphaerellales; Mycosphaerellaceae
Exons: 4
Coding region: 1-1041 (346 amino acids)
Source: RefSeq, a predicted model, not a curated record
AUGAUGCUGGCCUUCCUCUGCAUCUACUUACACUUCGCUGGCAACGACGCAACGAAGCGGCGCAAAGACCAGCCGAGACACUCGACCAUAGGCACAUACGUGAUCCAGGACAUGCAAGAGACCUCCCACCUGCGCAUGCCCGACAUAAACAAGACGUUAAAGUCGGUGGAUGAGUACCAGGAGAAGUGCAAGAAGAGGUGGGACGACUUCGAGAAGCUCAAGGUCAACGACAAGUUCAGGAGCUCCUACGCUGGCCGAAGACAACGUUCGACAGGGCCUAGAUCACGGUGCUGUCCGGAAGACGAUGAAGGUUACUACGCAGGCGAGAAUGGGAACUACAACUCGAUCGAGAUCAUCUCCAAGCCCGAGGAGGCGAACGAGGACAUGAUAACGGACUUGAUCAAGUGCAUGAAGCUGCCACAACUCGUCCUUGGCGUGAUCCAGCUCGGUCAGGUUAGACGUGAACUUCACACUCGAUUGAACAAGACCAACGACAACAACGACGACAACCACCACGAUGCAGGACGCAGAGCUGCCAGCGUGAAACCCGCGCCGUUGACGACCUUUUGCAAAUCUUCAGACUUCACCGGAUCUGUCAACUCGACCGAGCCUUCGACACCAUUGCCUCGCUGGCACCUCGAAUCACCGCAUCAAGCCUUGACAGGCCCGAUCACAUCGCCCUACAGUCGUGCUGUUGGCCCCGAAAGCUCGGUAUGCUGUGAACGCUCGCAAUCUACCACCCACAACGCCUACGCCUGGCGCCGAAUGACCGACCAACGCCGCAGAGCUGUCGGUCCACCACACUACGAAUCACGCACCAGCGCCAUUGAGCAAAAGAUGGGACGAACGCGGGAAACAUGCCAUGGCAGAGCACACUGCGAUAUGGAAUAUCGAAGCACCCUCGCGGGUACCAUAAGAGACAGUAGUCAAAGCGGAUGCGCAAAGACGAAUGUCCACCUCAUGCACCAGUCGCGGGCAGUAGUGAAACUGUCACCUCAUCUCGCCGCUUGGACCAUGCCACCCCGCCUCUGUUACAUCUGAGCACCUCCACCGUCCUCAUCAGCUUGGUACGUUCACUGCUGCCUCGCAGGGGCGCUCUGAAAGGCUGGCUCACCAACUACCGACUACCGCAUGCCGCACAUGUUCGCUCUCACCGGCGCCCUCCAGCAAGAUAUGGACGGAACGCUGGACACACACCUACCAUGGCC